GGAUGUUAAGUUUCGUUUUCCAGACUAUCAGCUGCUGCGGGGCAUAAAUACUGAGACUGCAGAGACACAUCCAGAAGUCAAACGUCGCUUCACCUGAACAGAUACCAGAAACUCAUCAGAUAUCAAAAUCAUCAUUUAACAACAUGAGCAGAUCUACAGAAUGGGUUCCUUCCCUGUGGUUGGACACCUUUGAUGAGUUGCUGGACGAUGACAAUGAGCUGGAUUAUGGAGAUCAGUGGAGUCUCAACUUUAACUACACCCAGACAGACACAGUCACCAAGGAAGAGAGGAAGAGAGGUUGGAAGGUCUACUGCCACCGUGCAUAUGGAAAUUUCCAGUGUCCAUCCUGCAACAAGACCUGGCCUUCGGCACGGGUGGUGGUGUUGUUCCGCUACCGGCUGCGUGGCGACCGGGGGACAGUGAUCAUGCGUCCCUUUGGACAGGCCUGCCGCCGUUGCCGAGAUGACGAGUUUGAGCUCCCUGGUUUUUCCAGUAAGGUGGUGGAGGAGGCCUUGCUCAGGCUGUUCAGCAAAAUCCGGAAGAAUUGCUACGGAGAUGAGGAUGAUGAUGAUGACUCUUCAGCAGGCUCUACCAAGGUGUGGACCAAACCACACGAGGCUUCCCUGUGUCAGGCUUGCAUUAUGGGCAUUUGCUGUCAGGAUGGUGACUAAAAGUGUGUCUGGGUGUUUUUUUGCUUUUACCGAUUUGUGACCAUUAGUCCUCAUAGGUACCAAAGCCUGGUACUAAUGACGCACAACGUGAAGUCCUGGUUAUUAAAGUUAGAGUUAAGGUCAAGGUUUGGCUGUUCUCAAUGAAUGGAAGUCGAUGCAAUGUCCUAACAAGGACAGCAGUUUGCACAGGCUUUUUUUAUCUUAACAUUUUUAUUAAUAUGUAGGUUAAUGAUGUGAUGUGAAAAUGAUAUACUGCCAGGACCAAAGAGAAGAUUGUUAUAGUAAAUAUAUAUAUUUGUAUGUUUUUUGUAUUUUUGUUGCUACCAAUAAAGUCUUAAGUUUGA
Messenger RNA from Dicentrarchus labrax (European seabass), 1015 nucleotides. Its product is annotated as receptor-transporting protein 4. The coding region runs from base 144 to 671 and encodes 175 amino acids. Gene Ontology annotation, molecular function: olfactory receptor binding. The transcript is spliced from 3 exons. Gene Ontology annotation, biological process: protein targeting to membrane; protein insertion into membrane. The record is from RefSeq and is a predicted model, not a curated record. NCBI's taxonomy places the organism in Eukaryota, Metazoa, Chordata, Actinopteri, Moronidae.